AUGUUCGGCGUAGGCUGCAACGUUUGGCAAACCCUCGGCAGUAGUGGGGCUACCAGUGGAGUCGGCGGGUCGUAUUUUCUGUUCGGAUACAUACGUGCUACUUGUUACCCUGCACAGAAUUCUGGAUUUCUAGUUCGUCUGGUUAUACUGAUAUACGUACGAAACUUAAUUCUUACACAGAUCCUGGCCUCGAAGUACCAAUCAUUCACAGAAAAAAUAACCGGAGAGAUAGAGAAUAGGGAAUUCCAGGCUAUCCAAACAACGCACGAGAAUGUCCUUUGGGCCCAUUCAGCUUGCUCCCAAGAAAUUGAACUUAGCACUGCCCAUAUAUCAACUAAAUCCAAUCAGCGAGGCAGUAAACCAGUGAAGAGAAAACAUUGCCGUGCGCCCAGUACAGCAUAUACUAAAUAUAACAGAGAUUUACCAACCCGAGUAGCUGCGACGGAUUCCUUUGCCUCAAACUUGUCCUUCUCACUGCAUCAUCAGAAAUCGGCCCAAAAGACAUUCGCCAUUUUACAGAUGGUCCGACGCACCUUCUCCCGUAUUACUCGCAUGGUCUUUCAAAUACUCCAUGAGGCCUAUGUCAGACCUCUCCUGGAAUACGCCAACCAAGUUUUCUACUCAGGGCGCACGAAAUACUUCACCAUCAUUGGGCGUGUCCAGCGAGCCGCUACGAAAAUGUUUGCUGGCCUAAAAUCAGUGGACUACGAAACGCCUCUCGCAGUGCUCGACCUCUUUCCCCGGACCCUGUUCGAACAAAGCUUGGCAAACAGGCUUUUCACCGUAGACCCAGCAAACACACGGCGGGGACAUGGUAAGGAGAUUUUGAAGCUCAGAGCGCACACAUUCAUUAGGCAAAAUUUUCUCAUUUCGGGUAAUAGCUGCAACGAAGUUCAAAGCGCUACUAGGCAUUUAUUUAUACGAAUCCUCGCGCUGGCAAGCAUACUUCCCCGCACUGAGAACAUGAAGAGUAGUGCUACACCCGUUUUUCACUUGUCUUUCAUUACAGCCGCAGAACGACAAGGACCAAACCAACCCAGGAAUCUUGGGCAAAAGCCUCGAUCCUGUGUAUCAAUCCGUGAAUCUGUGAAGCCUGAAAACUCGGGCCUAUGGCCUGUGAAUAAUGUUCUUGGUAAUGUGGCUGCAGUGAGAUUGUCAGGCAUUGUGGCGCUCGGCGGCUACAAGCAUGAAAUGAGCUGUGUUGAUUGGUAUCAUUAA
Molecule: messenger RNA, 1218 nt
Organism: Opisthorchis viverrini
Lineage: Eukaryota; Metazoa; Platyhelminthes; Trematoda; Opisthorchiida; Opisthorchiidae
Exons: 6
Coding region: 1-1218 (405 amino acids)
Source: RefSeq, a predicted model, not a curated record